UUAAAUACGUUCUGUCAUACAGAACAGAUCACAAUGUCUUGCGACAAAGUAGUUCGAUCAAACAAAACGGUAGUGAAGCACUAUAUAAUAAAAAAAAACUUUAGAGUACAGUGUCGGGUACCAUCUUGCAAAACAAUUUAUAAAUAUGUGCGGUUUAUUAAAAAUAAUAAAUUUACGAACCAUGUACUCCGAAAGCAUCUCGAAUUUUAUGAGUUCGAAGAGAAUCAGAAGACAAACAUAAAUUGGAGAUAUUAUAGACUAACCAAAAAAAAAGAAGAAGAGUGUAUUUUAUGUGAUAUGACCCUAAAUAAUUUAAAUGAAAGCACAUCAGAGCACAUAAAAAAACAUUCAAAAGAAGAAAAAAGUCUAGGGCGACAUAAAUUUGAAGAUUGGAGCUGGAAAUAUUUGAAACAAGUAGAAGAUUCUACGGCUAAGUGCAGACUUUGCACUCAAUCAAAAAAUUUUAAUCUGUAUAUAGAAAUUCAGAAUUUAAAGAAGCAUGUCGAAAAUACUCACCAAAAAAAAUGGCAAAAAGUUAAACCAUCAUACAAACAAUCCUGGGAACACCAAAUAAAAAAAUUUCACUUUUUGAAUAUUUAUUAUAAUAAGCCUGUAAAUUUUAAAACUAAGUGUCGAUUUUGCAGUAAAUACCUUACAUGUAUAACGGCUCACUCGCUUAAACAACAUAUAAAAGAGCAUAAAUGGAUUUGCAAAAUUGAAGAUUUAAAAAAACCGGCGCCUUUCAAUAAAAAUUUAAAAUAUUUUCGAUUAAUAAGCCCAACAAAUAAAGAAAUGGAAUGCGUUUUAUGUACCCAGUCUGUGUCAAAUCAGACGAAACAAAUGAAUAACCAUAUAAUAAAUCAUUCUCCAGAAAAACUGAAACUUUUUAAAUUUAACAAUUGGGUGUUCAAAUACGCAAGACAAGAAACAGAAAUUGUUAAAUGUAUAAUUUGUGCAGAAAAUAUAAGCAUACAUUUUCACAUGCAGAAUUUAAGAAAACAUAUCAAAAAUAAACAUUCAGCUGACAAAAUACUACAAAAAGAUUUGGACCAAGGAACAGCACACGAUCAAGCUGGACCGUCCACAAGCUACGCAAGCUAAAAGAAAAACGAUCAUGUUUAUAUAGAUUUCUCUACAUUUGACAAUGGAAACAAUAGUACCGAUGUUUUUAAGUGGCAUCUCAUGACCAGCGAUAACGACAGUCUUGACUUUGACCUAAGUGAUUGGAAAUACAUGAAGACAG
This is a messenger RNA of Linepithema humile (Argentine ant), 1243 nucleotides long. Lineage: Eukaryota; Metazoa; Arthropoda; Insecta; Hymenoptera; Formicidae. The record is from RefSeq and is a predicted model, not a curated record.